ACUGCUGUACUGAUGUCAUAAAUGUCAUAAGCACAAUAUAACUUACAGGUCAUAAGUCGUAACCAAAGCAAAAAAGCAUAUAACCUUUGAGUAAACAAAUUCAAAUACCAGAACUAAGUUUAAGCUAAAACUAGAUUAAAAUUAGCGCAAUCAAAUCGGUUUUAUUUAAACGUUUUGUGAUAGAUUGCAAGAAAAACAAUCCUAAUGAGUAAUCCAAAUAAUGUUCCUCACCUUGAUCGUGAGCUGGAUUUAUCAAACACUGGUCGUGGUGUUUGGCUUGUUAAAGUGCCAAAAUAUAUUGCAAAUAAAUGGGACAAGGCGCCAGGGGAUAUCGAGGUUGGUAAAUUGAAGAUAUCCCGUAUUCCCGGGCAAAAAGCACAAGUUCAGCUAUCCUUGUCCGAAGCUGUAUUAUGUCUCAAAGAAUCCGGCGAACAAUCCAUACCCAAGGAACAUCGCCUUGACGUGUCCAAUGUGACUAGGCAGUCUUUAGGAGUAUUCUCACAUGCAACGCCCUCAAAUACUGAUGCUGUGAUACCAGAGUCUGAAAAGCUUUAUAUGGAAGGUAGAAUAGUUCAGAAACUAGAAUGUAGGCCAUAUGCUGAUUCUAUAUAUUAUAAGUUAAAAUCUGAAUCAAUACGGAAAGCUUCCAUGCCUCAAAGACAAGUACAGCAACUAGAGAGGAUAGUACAGACCUUUAAACCUGUCUCAGAUCACAAACACAAUAUUGAAUAUCAAGAGAGGAAGAAGGCUGAAGGUAAAAAAGCCAGAGAUGACAAAGAGGCCGUCCUCAAUGUUCUUUUUGCAGCAUUUGAAAAACAUCAGUAUUAUAACAUAAAGGAUCUCCAAAAGAUUACCAGGCAACCGAUUGUAUACUUAAAAGAAAUUUUGAAAGAAGUUUGCAACUAUAAUUUGAAAAAUCCACAUAAAAAUAUGUGGGAAUUGAAACCAGAGUACAGACAUUAUAAGCAGGAAGCUCCGGUGGAACAAAAGGAAGAGAAAGAAAGUUCUGAUAGUGACUAAAUCGCAUUUAAAAAAAAUGCUUUGAAGAUGUUUGUUGAUAUGAAAAAAGUUAUUUUAUGACAACCAGGCGACUUACCUCCUAUUACCUAUAUUUUUUUUUCUCGUGAAUGUAUUAAUUCUUAUAAAUUUUAAGCAAACCUUGUUCUAAUAACGAACACAAAAAAGACAUAAUUUAGUACAGUCGAUUGGAAGAUAUGUACGUACAUAUAUUUUGGCUAUUCGUUGUAUAGAUGUUUUGUAUAAUAAUAUGUUAUAAUAAGACUAUUUUUAAUAAAAACCAUUGUUAAAUGA
Melitaea cinxia (Glanville fritillary) is the source of this 1311-nucleotide messenger RNA. It is a transcript of the gene TfIIFbeta, whose product is annotated as general transcription factor IIF subunit 2. The coding region runs from base 205 to 1020 and encodes 271 amino acids. Gene Ontology annotation, biological process: transcription initiation at RNA polymerase II promoter; transcription by RNA polymerase II. The record is from RefSeq and is a predicted model, not a curated record. The transcript has 5 exons. Gene Ontology annotation, cellular component: transcription factor TFIIF complex. NCBI's taxonomy places the organism in Eukaryota, Metazoa, Arthropoda, Insecta, Lepidoptera, Nymphalidae.